ACAUAUGUGUGAAAGAGUCGUAUAAAAAAGAAAAAAACAAAAGAUGAUGCCAGCUAAAAUGCACUGUGACAAAUAUUAAUUGCAGAAAGACCCCACGGGUGGGCUUCUCUUUCUGCAAACAUUUAUUCAUCUUUAUGUGUCUGGUCCCCCACUCUCUCUCUCUCUCCCCUCUCUCCAAAGACAGCAGUCAACUACCAAUUCCUUCUUCCAAUUGCUCAGUUGGCUCUAAAGGCUUUGCAAUUGCAUCAUCGAUCUUGUUUUCUUCCCUUAUCUCUCUCUCGAUUCUUUAAUCGUAUGAUUGGGGCUGAGUUUGAUCUGUCUGAAAGAAAAUCCCCUCCAAAACUAAAAAAAAAACAAAAAAAACCCUGCUCUCUCCCUCUCUCCCCCAAAAAAAUGGAAUUUAUGGAGACACACACCAAAAAUCAAGGAGCCAAUAAUAAUUCCAACUCGGACCACCACCGCGACCUCCACCACCACCGCCUCCAAAGUCAAACCGAACCCGGUUCUGGGUCCGGUCCAGCCCCACCCCAUGGUCCCUUCAUGGGCUCCAUCUCACUCCAACAGCCAACAAACUUAGCCCGCUCCCCCUCCUCCACCUCCACCUCCACCUCCACCUCCUCCUCCGUCGCCACCACAGCCAUCGUCCCUGUUGCCAAUAGCGACGAAAAUAACAACAACAACAACGCCUUGGCGACCAAUAAGGUCGCCAAGAAACCGUCUAAAGACCGCCACACGAAGGUGGACGGCCGCGGGCGGCGCAUAAGGAUGCCGGCCCUGUGCGCCGCCCGCGUCUUCCAAUUGACGCGGGAGCUCGGCCACAAGUCCGACGGCGAGACCAUCGAAUGGCUCCUCCACCAGGCCGAGCCGGCCAUCAUCGCCGCCACCGGCACCGGCACCAUUCCGGCCAAUUUCUCGACGCUCAACGUCUCGAUGCGCAGCAGCGGCACCACCAUCUCCGCCCCGCCGUCCAAGUCCGCGCCCCUCUUCCUCGGCGGCGCCGGCGGCAUGCUCGGAUUCCACCACCAGCUCACCUCCCCCUCCCAUUUCGGCCAAGACCCGGAUGAGAAUAAUUACCUCAAGAAACGCUUCAGGGAAGAUACAAACGGCGCCGGCUCUCCUAAAUCAGGGAGAACCGGCGCCCAUGACCAAGAACCGGGUCAGGAGAACAAACCCGGUUCAUCCCAGCCGGCCGGAUACAUCCCGGCUCCCGCCAUGUGGGCGGUGGCUCCCGCCGCCGCCGCCGCCAAUGUCGGGAAUGCCUUCUGGAUGCUCCCAGUUACCGGGAGCGCCGCCGCGACGACGGCCGGGCAGCAGGAGUGGCAGUACAAGACAACCACAGCGCAGAGAAUCGGCGGGUUCGAGUUCUCAGGAGCUGGCCGGUUCAACCCGGUUCAACUUGGGUCGAUUAUGCAGCAACCGGUUCAUCAGCUCGGGUUAGGCGUGACCGAGACAAACAUGGGAAUGCUAGCAUCCAUGAACGCCUACAACAACCACAACAGAAUCGAUCUCGGCAUGAAUUUGGACCACCACCACCACCAGAGUCGGCCGCAACAAAGCAACAGUGGCGACGAAACGGCCAAAGAUUCACAAUAGCUUCGAAUAAAAUGAGUUUGCAUCAUCACCCUUCCAAUAUUUUUCCUUUGCUUGUAGUAUUUAUUUUUACCUUUUCAAUUUUUAUGAUAAAUAUUUGUGUGCUGUGUGCAUAUCCAUUUAUUUUUUAA
Molecule: messenger RNA, 1721 nt
Organism: Salvia splendens (bonfire salvia)
Lineage: Eukaryota; Viridiplantae; Streptophyta; Magnoliopsida; Lamiales; Lamiaceae
Product: transcription factor TCP23
Exons: 1
Coding region: 295-1593 (432 amino acids)
Cellular component (GO): nucleus
Molecular function (GO): sequence-specific DNA binding; DNA-binding transcription factor activity
Source: RefSeq, a predicted model, not a curated record